Molecule: messenger RNA, 5725 nt
Organism: Labeo rohita (rohu)
Lineage: Eukaryota; Metazoa; Chordata; Actinopteri; Cypriniformes; Cyprinidae
Gene: smarcc2
Product: SWI/SNF related, matrix associated, actin dependent regulator of chromatin, subfamily c, member 2
Exons: 26
Coding region: 17-3058 (1013 amino acids)
Biological process (GO): positive regulation of DNA-templated transcription
Cellular component (GO): SWI/SNF complex; nBAF complex; npBAF complex
Molecular function (GO): nucleosomal DNA binding; histone binding
Source: RefSeq, a predicted model, not a curated record
UUUCGAGCAGACAAAGAUGGCGGUACGGAAGAAAGACGGCGGCCCGAAUGUAAAAUAUUUCGAAGCGUCUGAUACCGUCUCGCAGUUCGACAAUGUCCGGGUUUGGCUGGGCAAGAAUUAUAAAAAGUAUAUUCAAGCAGAGCCCCCCACCAAUAAAUCUUUGUCGAGUCUGGUGGUUCAGCUGCUUCAGUUUCAAGAGGAGGUGUUUGGCCGGCACGUCAGCAACCCUCCACUCACUAAACUACCGAUGAAGUGUUUUUUGGAUUUCAAAUCUGGAGGAUCUCUUUGUAAUAUUCUGGCUGCUGCCUACAAGUUCAAGAGUGAUCAAGGAUGGAGGAGAUUUGACUUCCAGAAUCCUUCAAGAAUGGACCGCAAUGUUGAAAUGUUCAUGACUAUAGAAAAGUCUUUGGUACAGAAUAACUGUUUGUCCCGACCUGUGAUUUACCUGAGUUCAGAAAUAGAGCCCAAGCUACUAGGAAAACUGAAGGACAUCAUUAAACGACACCAGGGGUCUGUGACUGAAGAUAAGCUGUCCAGCUCUCAUGUAGUGGUGCCUAUUCCUGCUAGUCUGGAGGACGAAGAGUGGGUUCGUCCUGUAAUGAAGAGAGACAAACAGAUGCUGCUACACUGGGGCUACUGGCCUGAUAGUUAUGACACAUGGAUCUCAGCCAGUGAGGUGGAGGCUGCUGUGGAGGAUCCGCCCACUGCUGAGAAACCCAGGAAGGUCCAUGCCAAAUGGAUUCUGGACCUGGAUCAGUUUAAUGAGUGGAUGAAUGAGGAAGACUAUGAGGUGGGAGAAGGUGGACCGAGAAGGAAGAGAAUUUCAGCAAAGACUCUUACAGAUGAAGUAAGCGCUCCAGAUGAAAGGCGGGAUAAAAAACCCAGCAGUGCCAAAAAAAGGAAGCGUUCCCCGUCUCCAUCUCCUACCCCUCCACCACAGGAGAGCAAGAAGAAAAACACCAAGAAAGGGCCCACGACUCCCUACACUAAGUCUAAACGAGGACAGAGAGAGGAAGAACAGGAAGAUCUGACUAAAGAUUUAGAUGAACCCUCACCUGUGCCUGCAGUGGAGGAAGCAACACUACCUAAAACAGUGACUAAGAAGGACUCAGAUUCUACUCCAGUGAAAGGAGGCACUAUGACUGACCUGGAUGAGCAAGAGGAUGAAUCAAUGGAGACUGUGGGGAAGGAGGAAGAAGAAGGUUCUCCAAGUGUAAAAGGGGAACCGGUGAAGGGUUCAGACCUUCAUGAGGAUAAUGUCACUGAACAGACCCAUCAUAUUAUUAUCCCUAGCUAUGCUGCUUGGUUUGACUAUAACAGUGUCCAUGCUAUAGAGCGCAGAGCAUUGCCUGAGUUUUUCAAUGGGAAGAACAAGUCAAAGACUCCUGAAAUUUAUCUGGCAUACCGUAACUUCAUGAUUGACACGUACAGACUGAACCCACAGGAGUAUUUAACCUCUACAGCAUGCCGUAGAAACCUGGCUGGAGAUGUUUGUGCCAUCAUGAGGGUCCAUGCAUUUCUGGAGCAGUGGGGCUUGAUUAACUAUCAGGUGGAUUCAGAGAGUCGGCCCACCCCCAUGGGGCCUCCACCCACCUCACACUUUCAUGUGCUGGCAGAUACUCCAUCAAGUCUGGUACCACUACAGCCGAAAGCAUCCCAGACUUCAUCCUCUCAGCAGUUGCUCUCAUUCCCUGAAAAAGUAAAGGACAAACCAGCUGACUUGCAGAACUUUGGGUUGAGGACAGAUGUGUACAGUAAAAAGAGCGGCCCAGCUAAAACUAAAAAUGCUGCCAGUGCCACUCGGGAAUGGACAGACCAGGAGACGCUGCUACUGCUGGAGGGUCUAGAAAUGUAUAAAGAUGACUGGAAUAAAGUAUCGGAGCACGUGGGCAGCCGCACACAGGAUGAGUGCAUCCUCCACUUCCUGCGUCUACCGAUCGAAGACCCCUACCUGGAGGACAGCUCCUCCUCCCUGGGCCCGCUGGCCUACCAGCCAGUUCCCUUCAGUCAGGCAGGGAACCCUGUCAUGAGUACUGUAGCGUUCCUGGCCUCUGUGGUCGACCCUCGCGUGGCUUCCGCUGCAGCUAAAUCAGCACUUGAGGAGUUCUCUCGAAUGAAGGAGGAGGUACCAGCUGCGUUGGUGGAGGCUCAUGUGCGUCGAGUGGAGGAGGCGGCCAGAGCAAGCGGGAGGCCAGACCCUCUCUACGGCCUGGAGGGCAGCGGCAUCGCAGGAACCGGCCUUGAAGAUUCUGACAAACCCUCUGAGGAUGGAAGUGAGGAGAACAAGAGCACUGAUGGUCAAUCUAGCCAAGAUAAAAGAGAAAAUAAGGAGAGUAAAGAUGGAGCCAGUGAGGAGGAAGAAAAACAAGGAGAAAACGGCAAGAAAGAGGAAGAGAGAGUGAGAGAAGGAGAGACAGAAAGAGAGACGGAGAAAACGGACUCAGAAAUGGCUGAUGGCGAGAAGGAGAAAGAACGCAAGGAGGGAUCAGAAGAGGGUCAGAGGGAUGGAGAGAGUGAAGGAGAGAAGAAAGCAAAGGUGGAGAGAGAUGUAGGAGAGGGAAACCUGGCCACCGCUGCUGCUUCUGCACUCGCUGCUGCUGCUGUGAAAGCUAAGCACUUGGCAGCAGUAGAGGAAAGGAAGAUCAAGUCACUGGUGGCUCUGCUUGUAGAGACCCAGAUGAAGAAACUGGAGAUCAAACUCAGACACUUUGAAGAGCUGGAAACUAUCAUGGACAGAGAGAGAGAGGCGCUGGAGUAUCAGAGGCAGCAGCUUCUUGCCGAUCGUCAGUCGUUUCAUAUGGAACAGUUGAAGUAUGCAGAGAUGAGAGCCCGACAGCAACACUUCCAGCAGAUCCAACACCAGCACCAUAGCAACCAGCCUGGCAAUCAGUCUGGCAGUACUCCAUCUGUACCCCACCAGCCUGUCACUAACGCCUCUGCCCCGCCCCCAACACAAAGCCCCGCCUCUGUGAGCACCUCCAAUGCCCACACUGAAGCUCCUCCACCUGUAUCUCACAGUUCUCCCCCCCACCAACGCACAGACUGGAACAGCGCAUGAUUCCAGCACUCCACUACCAGGGGAUUCGCUCUAUCCAAACGCCCCUGUGCCUCCAACACAGUAAAAGAAAUGGUGAGAUUUAAAGGGGAUCAGUGAUUCCAGAGAAGAAAAUGAAGGAGAUUAGAUAAAAAGCAAAAGAUAAAGGGAGCGAUAUCUUGUUUUUUUUUUUGUCACUUGCAUCAUUUUUUGGGAGAAAAUGAUAUAAAUGAAUUCUUGCCAGCAUCUUGAACAUGACAUGAUUCAAAAUAAAUAGCUAAAGCUAAACACAGAUAACCUUUAAACUGACUGACAAAUAAAACAGAAAAAAAGACCUUUGGUUUGGACACUUGGAAAGGUCUUAAACCCAAAUCCCUCUUAACAUCCAACAAAAGCACUCCUGACCCAAACAGCCUGAAUCCAAGUACCAGGCACAAGGCUCAGUCCGUCCUCCAUUUUCAGUAACAUCUCUUUUAACUUCGAGCCAAACUACAGGAUCCGAGGUACCUGUGGUCUGCACUCCAGAAGCAUCUCAAUGUACUUUAGGUACUCAUAUGGAAACAAACACGCAAAAGAAAACCAAGAACAAAUUGCACUUUUAGAAUGUUUCCUGAAUCUUACUUUUUGGAGGGAUGAAGCAUAAAGUCAAAAUUAGCCCUGACUUAAUGUUUUCUUUUAACAACAUUCUUUUUAUCACUUAAUCUUUGUAUUUGUUACAUAGAAGCACUCGAUUUGGAGCAAGUCUGAAGAGAAACUUGACUUUGUUAUCGUUACUUUGUAUGCGUGCGUGUGAAUGUCGGUUUUGCUUUCGGGACAAUGUGAAAGCUUCAGUGGUUUGGCCUGUUUUUUUAUGUACAAUUAGAUUUUAGCAUGACAAAAAGACAACAAAUUAGUAUUAAAUCUGUUUACUUUGUCUCUGACAACAUGUACUGUAAACCUGGAAAUCAUGUCAUCAAGAAUUGAUGUUUGCAUGUUAUCUUUUGGGUAUGUGUGCACGUCAUUGCCACAAAAUAUCAUUUCUAACAGGUGAAAGUAGCUGUUUCAUUCUCAUCUCAUUGCAAUGCUUGUGAGAAUACGUAUGAUUAAUCGACAAUGAAAAAAUCAUGGGAAAGGCAGCAAGGAAUCAUAUUGGUUCCUCAACUCGAAUAGAGUUGAAUCAAUCAUUUUAGUGAGAUCAUAUCGCACAUUUUAGUAAUCAGUGUUAAUGCAAGAACUGAUGUUUCAGUUCAGAUUGUUAACCCUUGUGCGUCCAUUUAAAAAGAAGCUACACAGAAUGUCCUUAGAGGACAAAAAUGUCCAUGUUAAAAAGGUCAUUAACGGUUUCUGCUUUCACUGACAAAUUUGUUUACGAGAAUCUGUCCUGAUCAUAACUAUCAAAAAUGCAGUCAUAACAGUAUUGGAUCUAUUUACUAAAACUAACAUCAUAUUAAAAAUAUUUCAUUACUUGAAAUAAAAUCCAUACUUUUAUGCUUAGUGGGACUUGAAUGAAAUAUUGCUGCUUUAAUGGGUUUCAGUGGGGAGAUUUUUGUCCUUAAGGGCCUGAGUCUAACUCAUUUUUAUAUCUGAAAGGAAAUGAGGGUAAGAUAUGACAAUUCCAAUAAAAAUACACAUUUUUGACACAUUUAUGCAUUAACACAGCUAAAAUGAUCAAAAAAGACAAAAAUGUCUUUAAGGACACACAAGGGUUAAAGAAUGUGCUUUGUUUGUGUGUGUGUGAGUGUGUGAACGGGUAUUUUAGUAACAGGCCAAACCCACAGAAAGUAUUUACGACAUGAAGGAAAACCGUUUUGUUUUACAAAUUAGUGGCAACUACCUGACGAGUAGAGACAAAGGAUUUUAAAGUUACGUUUGCAGCUGUGGUCUGUGUAUCUCAUAUCUUCAUAUUGUAACUGUCCUAUUUUUGUAUUUUUAUAUGUUUCUUUACACUAUUACGAAUGAUGUAAUGCUGUUAUCAUAUUCUACAUGUCUGUAAUGUUUCCUUCUCUUUCUGACUGUGGAUGUUGUCGUAUUAUUGACAUGUUCAUGUGAAAGUGUCAAGUCGCUUUAUACGAUGAAGCUGGACUCUUUGUGUGUGUGUGGUGUGCAUGCACUCUUUGAUUUGCCACACAUCUUUUUGUAUGUACGUACGUAUGUAUGUUUUUUUUUUUUAUUAUUAUUUUAAUCGACGUUAUUUUGCCAUGUUUCCAGACUACAAAUGCUAGUAGUGAUGGAUGUAAAAUCUGCCAAUGUCAGAAUCUACAAACUCAUACACUCCCACUGUAAUAGUAUCUGCAGUUUACAUCCUCACACAUGUAUGUGAAUGCACACGUAUGCAGUAGUCCAACAUGCAGUAUUACUGACAGAACAGAUUCACAUCAACCUCACAGUUUUGCACGACUCAUAACCAGUGUUGAAAAAGGUCAUUUGAUCAGUUUGCUCAGCUCUUUGGUCUUCGUCUUUUACAUUGUAGUGGUAUAAGUAGUUGUCGUUUUUUUAAUUUUUACAUUUUGUUUAUACUUUUUUUUUUUUUUUUUUAAUGGUGAAAGAUGGUAACCAUUGCAUUGAGAUGUGUGUGAAUGUUUGAAGAUGUUCAGUUCGUCCUUUGAGGAGAUGUAGCAGGAGCUGUCUAGCACCUGUUUGACUAAGAAUGGAUCGAUUUUGGUUUCAAAAAUACUGAACGGUUCUGCACAAUAAAAGGCAUCAUCAGUAAUA